ACUGUAUAAUGAAGUAUAAAUGCUUCUGGUGAUAUAUAUGUGUUACUAGUUGUUUGUGAGCGAAGUGAAAAGCAAGGUGAACCUGACAAUAUAGAUAUGUAUUGGUUGAUAAGCGCCUAGCAAAAGAGGUGGCGGUGUGUGUGUGUGUGUGUUAGUAGUCUGGGUGAAGUAAGUUAUUGUAACAAGGAGCAGAGUCUGCUACUGUUGUGUGAUAUGUAAAGGUUGUCUUGGAAAGUUAGGCUAAAAAAAAAACAGUUUUAAUCCAAACUAGGAGCGGCAUUUGGUUAGCUAUGUCAGGAACGCGAGCUUAAUGUUUAAAAUUCAUAAGAACAUAACCGUUGAUAUAGUGAAAGCACACAUAGAAUAAAGUAAAUGUAUAAGGAUAUAUGUUUGUAUGUAAGUGUUUCUUUAACUCUGUUCAAGCCUAUAAGGAAUAAAACCGGAGUAUUUCGCAACGAAAAGCAUAGUACCAUGCAAAGCGAAAACUCAAUUGACUUGAAAGGUGGUAAUAUGGCGAAGGGAUUGAAAUAAAAUGCCAUGUAGACGUGUGAGAAGCGAUUGAGAGAUGCAUAGCACUGCACCAGAUGCGAAUGAGAUUUGUGCAAUGUGACGCCGUUUGAAAGUGAGAUUUGAGGAAAGCAAAGAUAACGCGAGGUUUCAUACAAAUGUAUGUUGAGAUGUGAAAUGAAAAAAUGACAUUAAUAUCAUGCAAGGUACUCGUGGUGACACAUGUUUCCCACGAAAGCAAAGCUGAAUGCAAGAGCGAGAACUGCAGACUACAAACAGUAGUGACUUUUAUGUAUUUUGCAUACCUGUCAAUUAGUAUGCCAAUGUGUGGGCAAAGAAAAAAAGAUCUAAUACCAAAAAAACAACAACAAAAAAACAAAACAAAAAGAAAACCCACACAAGAAAUAAAGGAAUGCCGCUUUCUGCAUUUGUUAAACAGGUAGAGAAAUAUUGAAAACAGUGAAAAGUUGCAAUGUUUAAUAAGAAUUCGAAACGAAAAAGAUUGUUUCAACGCCAAGGAAAAUUAACGAAAUGAGAAAACAAAAAAACAAAAACAAAAAAAAGACAUUUUUCUUUGACGCGAUGGAGACAAGGUCGACGAUAUUCAGCUCUGAAAAGAAAGCCGAUUCUCCAUCUUUCAGCGUCCGUUCUUUUAAGAAUUGGUGAAAACAGUUAUGUGAGAUGAUACUUUUAUCGAUGACGAUACGAUGAUGUUCGAGUUUUUAAGUGAUGCAUGCUUGAUAAAGUAUCACUACAGAACAUUUUCGGUUAUGGUGUGCUGUAAAUAAAAUCACUCUUAGAAUAUGAUGGAACUGAGCACCAAUGUUUAUUGUAGCUCUGGCAAUGAUGAAUAAUAGAGGGAAAGCAAAGUGUCAACUGUGGAAUAUUUCUCGGAUAUCUAAAUGUAGCGUAAAAUCUGUCGCAAGACGUCUUAACAAAAUAGUUGUUCUUGCGUCGUCGGUCAACAUUUUUCAAAAGCAAGAUUAAUGUAUGUUGUACUGGUUAAAGAUGUUUUUGAAUACAUUUUCUGUCUGUUAAUAUUUCAUCUAGAACUUAAUGGCACCGGAAUAAACGUUCAAUGAAUCACAACAAUAGAGAAUGAGAACAGAAUUGGGGAUUUCAAGGCAAAAUUAAGGCAAACUCUCUUUUUAACAUGGAUGAAACUCAAGAAUCUGAAGUAAAAACAAUAAAAGAAGAAAUUACACCUUUUUCACAGCGGGAUAUCACACAACUAAUAGAAAAAUGUGGCUUUGGACCUUUCCAAUGCUGGUUCUACACUUUUUUGUUUGCGACAAGGCUUUUUACAGUGAUGAGUGCAAUGAGUUUAGCAUUUAUUACUGCAAAUGUUCCUUUCGUGUGCUAUCCUCCAAAUUAUGAUACUUCAGCAAUUCCUGCAGCUUUUACAGAGAAUGAAUAUCUACAACUGUUUCAACCUGAAGACGAUCACUGUUCUCUGUAUAACAACACUUUAACUGAAAUAUUUCGUUCAACGUCAACUGUCAAUUUAUCGAAAAUACCAUGUUCUUAUGGACGGAAAUUUCUAACAGAGAAUUUUUCUACAGUUGUAAGCGAGUUUGAUUUAGUGUGUGGGAAAAAAUGGUUAAAAUCCACAUUGCAGUCCGUUUAUUUUGUCGGUUAUCUUAUUGGAUCAAUCAUAUUUGGUGUUUUAUCUGAUAGAUUUGGUCGGAAACUUACUUUUUUUAUGUCGAACACAUUCUUUGCUGUUUGUGGAAUCAGCAAAAUCUUCAUGCCAUCAUCCAUCGCGUUUAUGAUUUUCCAUUGUAUGCAAGCUUCUGGUUUUAUGGGUAUUUCAAUCAGUACUUAUGCACUCAACUUAGAAUUUGCCCCUUCAAGGUACCGUACACCUCUUAGUUUUGUGCAUAUGUCCAUGUAUACAUUCACUUCGAUGCUUUUACCAGCGUUCGCCUAUGCCAUACCUAACUGGCAUUAUUUAGAAUUGACGGUGUGUCUUCUACCCCUGGCUAAUUGUUUCCUUUGGAAUUGUCUUCUCGAAUCUCCAAGGUGGCUUAUCGGCAGGAAACGCUUUCGAGAAACAAAAGAACUUCUUGAGAAAAUGAUGAUGAAAAAUAAUCUCGAUCAUCAGGAGGUGUUCAAUGUUUUUUGGGAGGAUAUAACGAAAGAAAGAAAACCGGUCAAAAGAAGAUGGUCCUCGGAAAAGACUUAUAGUUUUAUCGAUCUAUUUAAGACGGUCCAAAUGGCUACGAUCACGAUUAAUAUUUGCUUUAGUUGGUGCGUGAUCAGUAUGCUUUACUACGGAGUAACCCUUAAUUCUGUUGAUAUGGCUGGAAAUCGUUAUGUAAACUUUUUAUUAAUGAUACUCGUGGAGUUUCCCAGCCAUAUAUCUGCUUACUAUUUAUUUAGAUUUUUUGAUCAUCGAAAGCCUAUUAGUUUCUUUAUGACGUUUAGUGGAUUGAACUGCAUCGUCUCAAAUUUUGUAGCCGAAGGAUCAUUUUGGUUUCCUCUGGCAAUGGUUAUUCUUGGAAAGUUUGGAAUCUCCGCAGCUUUUGCUUCAAUUUAUCUCUUAUCUGCAGAAAUAUUUCCGACUGUUGUUCGAGGAAAUGGGUUAGGUGUUGCUUCAAUGUUUGCCCGCUUCGGUAGCAUUUUUGCACCUUUUAUCCUUCAAUUGUCAUCUUACGUGAGAUGGCUUCCUCUAAGUGUCUAUGGCCUUUUGUCAGUGGUAGCUGGAUUAUUGCUGUUAUGUCUACCAGAAACAAAGCACAGAGAUCUACCUCAAACAUUUGAUGAUUUGAAAGCGUGGAAAAAAUGAAAUAGUGAUGAAAACGAAGAGGAGUUACGAUAAAAUAGAAAGGAAAAACAAACAAACAAAAAUAAACUGUAUAUGCUUGAAUUUAUUAGGGAAUUCUAGUUUCAUAAUUUUCUAUGUUGAUUCUUUAAAAUAAAUCAUUUUGAAAACAAAA
This is a messenger RNA of Octopus bimaculoides (California two-spot octopus), 3446 nucleotides long. Its product is annotated as organic cation transporter protein. Gene Ontology annotation, cellular component: membrane. Gene Ontology annotation, biological process: transmembrane transport. The record is from RefSeq and is a predicted model, not a curated record. NCBI's taxonomy places the organism in Eukaryota, Metazoa, Mollusca, Cephalopoda, Octopoda, Octopodidae. Gene Ontology annotation, molecular function: transmembrane transporter activity.